Boleophthalmus pectinirostris (great blue-spotted mudskipper) is the source of this 3638-nucleotide messenger RNA. RefSeq names its product insulin-like growth factor 2b (gene igf2b). The transcript has 4 exons. Gene Ontology annotation, molecular function: growth factor activity; hormone activity. NCBI's taxonomy places the organism in Eukaryota, Metazoa, Chordata, Actinopteri, Gobiiformes, Gobiidae. The coding region runs from base 135 to 767 and encodes 210 amino acids. The record is from RefSeq and is a predicted model, not a curated record. Gene Ontology annotation, cellular component: extracellular region.
GACAGCUUCUCACACAUCAUCUCUAUAGUCUCACUAAAACUGGGAAACUAACUCACCUGCCACUUCUCCAACCAAAAACCCACCGUCUUUUAACUACAACUGCAUCAGCACCGUUUGUGACUACUGCCACUGACAUGGAAACGCAGCAUACACACGGACUUUGCCACACCUGCAGAAGAGCGGAGAGCACCAGAAUGAGGGUCAAGAAGAUGUCUUCAUCUAGUCGCGCGCUGCUGUUUGCGUUGGCCCUGACGCUGUACGUAGUGGAAAUGGCCUCGGCCGAGACGCUGUGUGGGGGAGAGCUGGUGGAUGCGCUGCAAUUCGUCUGUGAAGACAGGGGCUUCUAUUUCAGUCGGCCCACGAGUAGGUUUAAUAAUCGGCGUGGUCAGCACCGAGGGAUCGUAGAGGAGUGCUGCUUUCGUAGCUGUGAUCUGGCCCUGCUGGAGCAGUACUGUGCCAAACCCGCCAAGUCAGAGAGGGACGUGUCCGCUACCUCUCUGGUCAUCCCCAUGAUCCCACUAAAACAGGAAGUCCCAAGGAAGCAGCAUGUGACCACCAAGUAUUCCAAAUACGAGGUGUGGCAGAGGAAGGCGGCGCAGCGGCUCCGGAGAGGAGUCCCCGGGAUCCUGAGGGCCCGGAAGUUUCGGAGGCAGGCGGAGAUGAUCAAGGCCCAGGAGCAGGCCAUCUUCCACAGGCCUCUGAUCAGCCUGCCCAGCAAACUGCCUCCAGUCUCGCUCACCACGGACAGCUAUGUCAGCCACAAAUGAGCCCGCUGCUGCCCUUUGCACAGACAAGAGUUGGAUGGAGAAAAAAAGACUAGGGGAUUAUAGCUUUGUCUCUGACGUCAUUUCUGUGGCAGUCCUCUUUGACCUCCCCUGCCCUGUCCGAGCCCACCAUCCCUCCCCCUGCUCUCAUCCAAUACUGUUUCUACUGCGACCCCCCCCCAGAGAGACCCCCACCCCAAUGCACAGACUCCACAUUCUUCCUGUCUCAACUCUUUCGGCUCCCCCCUCUCUUUAGUCACUCACACAAAAGCCACCACAACCACAAGUGAUGGACAAAAGUUCACAUUUUGACUGAAUGCGAUUCAGGUGGAUCCUUGAGGAACGCCAAAAGGGAAGGGAGAAACCUGAUGAAAGAGAUCAAUGGUCUGGCCGUGUUGAGAGGACACACACACAGCGGACUGUUUUUUGGCCUUGUGGAAGACGACUGAAAGUGAAGUGCAGAUUGCAUGAGAGAACCAUUCCACAUUCCUGAGGCGAAAAGAAAGCCCCUCAUAGUUCUUCUUCUUAUUAGUUUGCACCUCUACCUAUAAAGGGACAUCCACACUGUAAGGAAUUAUUUUGUAAAAUUAGAUUCCUGCUCCAGCACCUUUUGAUCACAAACAAAAAGCAGAAGAGAAGAGUCUGCAAAAUUGCACAUUGCCACGGAUUACGUCAAAGUAAAGAAAAAAUGGCACUAUUUUUUUAUGAACAAUGGACGUGUAGCUUAAAUAAUGUCAUGGUGCUAGCUUUGGGAAACAGACUCAAAGAAGAGGAUGAAGCACGUUUUUUUUCGUUGAAUGAAUAUUAAUACUUUCCGUUUUAAGGAAAGUGUGACUGUUAAACAAAUUAGAGGAAAAUAAAAGGAUAUAAAAGGGGGAGCUCCCGGCAGUGGCAAUGUCAAGGGGGACUGAGACUUUGGACAGGAGCAGUGGGCUGUGUUGAGUGUGAUUGGCUGCUCUGAUCGCGGAGGGGGACACUGGACUGGCGCUCUGUCCCCCCGGCCCCAGCUGGACACGGGGCACAGCGCGGGGACAUAUGAGACUCCAUGGACAGCCCGGGUUGGGACAGUACUUCUGGGACAGUACUUCCUGGUUGCCAUGGCUCCGUGGACUGCUUGGAAAAGGAAAUAACAUGGCAAUGGAUGGAGAAUGAGUGGGAUAAUAAUGAAUUUAUUUUAUUUUUUGUCUUUAUUUUUCUGUUUUCUUUCAUAUCAAUGUUUCAGAUGAAAAAAGGAUAAACCCAGUCAGUUUCUGGUACAGUGACAUUCCUGUUUUUCAGUUAGGCAUUUUUGUUUUGUUAUAUGGUUAUUGUUAUUAUGUUACUUUACAGUUUUAAAAGAAAGGCACAAAAUCUUGAUUCAAAGGGAAAAAACAGCAAUAAUGUCAACUAACAUUUUAUUUUUAUUGUAUAUCAGUAGUAUUCACAUGCUUUUGCCUGAAAACAAAUACUUGAAUAUAUAUAUAUACAUCUAUAUAUAUAUAUAAAAUAUAUAUAUAAAUAUAGAUAUACGAUUAGUUUCCAGGGACAUUGUGUUAUUUUCCUUUAGUCUGAGCUGUACCUUGCGUAAUGAGCCGCCAAGCUUUUUUGUUUGUUUGUUGAAAUACAAAUAAGGGCACUGUAUAAAGGCAUUAUUUAUUUUGUUAUAAAGUAUAUUUGAAAAAAUUGGUCCAAAUAAUAUACGUAGCACUGAUGCUCAACUGACGGAUUUAUUUUAUAUGAUCGCUGUUCCAAUUGGAGUUGUAAGGCUUUUUUUGUAGAUGCUUUGUACCAAAAAUAAUGUCUUUUAAUUUCCUCUUCUUUUCGUUCGCCAUAGUUACGUUAAAUUAAUAUUUGAACAGCAGCUUCGUCGGGUCUGCUUAGGCAUGUCAUGUCACAAAAAUAGGCACAUACUUAGAACAAGAUGGUCUGCAUGGACUUCCAGAAGCCAGUCAGGGCGCUCACCCUUAAGUGACUUUACAAUGGAAGGAAUAUCUGCUCAUUGAUUGUACUCUACCCACUAUGUUUUAAAGCCACUUUAGUAUUUAUGGCUGGAGAAUGAUCAGUCCUACAUUAAAUUGUGUUGUUUUAUACCAUUUCCUGUUUGUGCAUUCUGACCUAAGGAAGCUUUCAGAUGUGAUUCUGGGGCAGUUGUCCACAAUAGUCCUUUUAAAACAAUGCCCCUGUAUUUGCAUAGUGAAACAUGGCAGAGUGAGAUGGUUUCACAUUUGCUUCUCGUUAUAAUGUCCUAUAAUACUGCUCCAUCCAUUAUGCAUUGAUGAAGGGCUAUCUCGCUAAACCUCUUCUGAAGCACUCAGGAUCAUGUGAGCUCUGUGAUUGGCUGAGCCCGGGUCCUGCUGUGUGGAUGUGGGGAGGGCAGCUGAGCCACAAUGAUACAGCUCUUUAUGACAGCAAAAACCACUAAAGCCCGUGUAGAUGAUUCUUUCUUAUGUCAUGCCCACCUGGCACAAGCCACCACUCUGAUCUGAACCCAGCAUCUCAAGACUGCGUCCUGUCUUUAAUUAUAUUCUGCUUCAGUUGUGCAACAAAGCAGGCAGUGCAAUUACUAUUUUUAUUAUUAUAUUAAUAUUAUUAUUAUUAUAUUUUCUAUUUUAUUGGACAUUUUCCUGCUAGGACUGCAUUCAUCCACUAUUGUAAAGAUCAAAAGGUUACUCUAGUGUUCUUAUGAAUGGCGUGUAUGACAACCACUUCUCUUUUCGCUGAAUAUGAAGAUUUGAAAUACCUUUGCCAAGCAAAUGGCAACAGUUUCUGUGUCAGUAGCUCACUCAGCCUGUGUGUAUUUUAUUAAUUUAACCUCUGCACGCUAAAAACGUCCGAAAUGCACAAUUCAUGUACUUUCAUUUUUAAUAUCAAUAAAAAAACAUUUUAUCAAACGGA